Messenger RNA from Acanthocheilonema viteae, 390 nucleotides. The record is from the annotation of a GenBank genome assembly. NCBI's taxonomy places the organism in Eukaryota, Metazoa, Nematoda, Chromadorea, Rhabditida, Onchocercidae.
UUCGUAGCCCAGACAGAAGCAUUAAUGAAAGGCAAAACAGCAGGAGAAGCUGAAAAGGAAUUGAGAGAUUCAGGAAUGAGUGAUGAAAAAAUACAUGACAUACUACCGCACAAGGUAUUUGAAGGAAACAAGCCCACAAAUUCAAUCAUACUACCUAUAAUAUCUCCAUUUACUCUUGGCACUUUGAUUGCCUUGUAUGAACACAAGAUUUUUGUUCAGGGUAUUAUUUGGAAUAUCAACAGCUACGAUCAGUGGGGAGUUGAACUCGGUAAGCAACUGGCGAAAGUUAUCCAGAAAGAAUUUGAAGUAAAUGCACCGUGCACUUCUCAUGACUGUAGCACAAAUGGCAUUAUUAAUUUUAUUAAGAAGGAGAAGCAAACUAAUAGAUGA